UAUGCUGACACUUUUCCGUACUCACAUAAGACCAGUUAUCGAGUACUGCUCGUGUGUGUGGCACACUGGGUACCUGGGGGACCUGCGCGCUCUGGAGUCGGUCCAGCGUCGCUGGACCAAGCAUAUCGCUGGCCUGUCGAGUCUGGAUUAUCGGUCCCGGCUCUCAUCGCUGAACUUGUAUUCAACUCAAGGCAGACUGCUAAGGGCUGAUAUGAUUCAGUACUGGAAGGUGUUCCAUGGCAAAUGUGCGGUGUCCCCCGCUGACUUGUUCACUCUACCUCCUCAGUUAGGCAUGCGCGGACAUUGCUUUAAGAUUUUCCAUUCCCGCUCGCAGACUGAUGUCAGGCGUAGGUCAUUCUCGGUGCGCGGUGUGAGACUAUGGAACUCCCUCCCGGAGCACGUCGUAAUGGAACCUAACUACAAAACCUUUAAGGGUUUGCUGGCGGAAGCCCUAGGCGACGCUCUGUAUGACUUUCCCUAACCGCCUUGUUUUGUUCUCCGUCUUGCGAAAUGCACUGUACCAUGGACACAUUUAAAGUUGCAUUGACUUUGUCUUUCUCCUGCAUCAAUUAUGUACAACAUAACUACUCUUGUUUGCAUCUUGAACCAUGCCUGUUUUCGCGCAAACAUAUGUGCAGGCGCUCCACUCCGGUAGUAGCAACUGCUGGUGCGCCUUGUGUCUGCGGGUUCCUACUGUAUCCCUGCCUACUCCUUCCCCUGUCUGCAGACGUGAGAUUGGGAACCCCACCAGGUGAGUGAACCAGGCUCGCGCGCGGCUGCUGUUCCGGAGAGGAUAUGUCGUCCAAAUACAUCCUGCCCAACAACCAGCCGUUCUCGCGGCUCGACUGUGAUGUGGCCUUCGGCGGACUGACGUCCAAGCAGAAGUUAUACGCGCAUCACAUCGCGCAGGCCUCCUGGAAGGGCAGCCUGAUCGUGCUGCUUCAGACGUCUCCGGAGUCUCCACUGGCGUUUGUCCUGCUCCACCGAGUGUUCCGUCAACAGACCUGUGAUGAACUGAAGGCGGUGGCGCUGGAAAAGUGCGGCUUCACCGAGGAUGACUGGAAGGCGUUCCUGGUGUACAGCAGCUCUAUCUACUCCGAUAUGGGCAACUACCGCGACUUCGGCGACACUAAGAAGGUGCCAGGGGUGGCUCAGGAGAAGUUUGCCGCUCUGGUGCGCGCCUCGCGGGCCUACGAGACCGACAGCAAGGCCAUGGAACGACUAUUGGACGGCUGCCUGGCGCGACUCUACACACUGAACGACAGCGUGGCGCAGCUCGGUCUCGGGGACAAGGGAGUAACUACGUACUUCUCCGCCAACUGCACCGAGGAAGACGCCGAGAAGGUCAAACAGUACAUGAAGCACAAAAACCUGGAGCCCUACAACAACCGACUAUUCAAGACGGUCGUCAAUGGUGUUAACCAUUACGAGAUUCGGUUGGCGUCUGUGCUUAGCGACAGUGACCCGGCGCUCACCAGCGGCCCCGAGGAGUUCCAGGGGGCCAAGUUCAGCGUCACGCGCGGCGACUACUCGCCGCUACUCGCCAUGGUCGUGGAGGAACUCAAGGAGGCACGAAAGCACGCGGCCAACCCCGAGGAGGAAGGUAUGCUCUCCGAGUACAUCAAGAGCUUCACCAGUGGCUCUCUGGCGGCGCACAAGGACGGCAGUCGGCACUGGAUCAAAAACAAGGGACCGGCCGUCGAAACCUACAUCGGCUUCAUCGAGACGUACCGCGACCCGACCGGCAUGCGCGCCGAGUGGGAGGGUUUCGCCGCCAUGGUGAACGGUCCGAUGAGCGAGAAGUUCGGCCGGUUGGUGAAUGCCGCCGAGACCAUCCUGCCCCGUCUGCCCUGGCCAGAGACGUACGAGAAGGACCGUUUCCUGAAGCCGGACUUCACCAGUCUGGACGUGCUGGCGUUCGCGGGGAGCGGCGUGCCGGCCGGCAUCAACAUUCCAAACUACGACGAGAUUCGCCAGGAGGAGGGCUUCAAGAACGUCUCGCUGGGGAACGUCAUCAUGGCGGCGUACUCGGCAGCCGUGCUGCCCUUCCUGGGCACAGAGGACGCAGAGCUGAUGCGACAGUACCGCACACAGGCCUUCGAGGUCCAGGUCGGCCUGCACGAGCUGUUUGGCCACGGCAGCGGUAAGCUGUUUCAGAAGGACAAGGAUGGCAAACUCAACUACGACGCGGCUGUGGUGAAACACACUGAGACCAAUGAACCGAUCUCGAGCUGCUACUCGCCGGGCGAGACGUACGACAGUAUGUUUACCGACCUGGGCUCGUCAUACGAGGAGUGUCGCGCAGAGUGUGUCGGACUGUACCUCUCCCUAGAGGAGGAUGUCAUGGACAUCUUUUCGGUGGCCGAGUCGCUGCGGCCCACGCUCGUCUACGUCAACUGGCUCAGCCUGCUCUACAACGGGCUGGCCAAGGCGCUCGAGAUGUACUCCACAGAGACCAAAAAGUUCAUGCAGGCACACAGCAGAGCGCGGUACGUGAUCCUGCGGGUUCUGCUGGAGCACGGCGAGGGCGUCGUUGACAUCAAAGAGGUCAAGGACGCCGACGGCAAGCCCGACCUGCUGAUGACCGUAGACAAGGAGAAGAUCUACACCUCCGGCAAAAAGGCCAUCGGCGACUUCCUGCGCAAACUCCAGGUGUACAAGGCGACGGCGGACGUUCCGGCGGCGCGCGCCAUGUUUGACCACUACUCGGAGGUGCCAGAGAGCGGGCCGCACCCGUUCGCCAACUGGAUACCCAUCAUCCUGGAGAAGAAGCAGCCGCGCCGGUUCCUCGUGCAGGCGCACACAGAGCUCAAAGGGGAGGACGUGGCGCUGCACCAGUACGAGCCGUCAGCCGAGGGUCUGAUCCAGUCGUUUGUGGCGCGCUUCCCGGACCCUGUGAUCGAGGACCGGCUGUUGGAGCUCCACCAGAAGGACGCCGCCCACUUCCCCUGAACGGCCACAUCCUCUCCGACCCGCCGCCGCCGCCCCCGUCCGCUGUGAUGACCGUCCAAUACACGGUCAGUCCAAUCAGA
Amphibalanus amphitrite is the source of this 3032-nucleotide messenger RNA. RefSeq names its product dipeptidyl peptidase 3-like. Gene Ontology annotation, biological process: proteolysis. The record is from RefSeq and is a predicted model, not a curated record. The transcript is spliced from 15 exons. Bases 796 to 2952 code for a protein of 718 amino acids. NCBI's taxonomy places the organism in Eukaryota, Metazoa, Arthropoda, Thecostraca, Balanomorpha, Balanidae. Gene Ontology annotation, cellular component: cytoplasm. Gene Ontology annotation, molecular function: dipeptidyl-peptidase activity; metalloexopeptidase activity.